Molecule: messenger RNA, 1537 nt
Organism: Cryptomeria japonica (Japanese cedar)
Lineage: Eukaryota; Viridiplantae; Streptophyta; Pinopsida; Cupressales; Cupressaceae
Product: cytochrome c1-2, heme protein, mitochondrial
Exons: 7
Coding region: 168-1106 (312 amino acids)
Biological process (GO): mitochondrial electron transport, ubiquinol to cytochrome c
Molecular function (GO): heme binding; electron transfer activity
Source: RefSeq, a predicted model, not a curated record
CCAAAAGUUAUCAAGAAAAAACACAAAGUUAUAUCAUGUGCGUAAAGAAAAGGGUUUACGUGACGCCCAUUUAUAAAUAACAGGGAUUGCAAUACAAGGCUUUGAUUCUGUAUUGCUAUUGUCUUGUUCAUCGCCUGCAUUGAUUAAGAGCAUAGGCUUUAGCAAAAAUGCGGUUGCUUCUGCUGCAGCUCUUAAAGAAUGGGAUUGGAAAUGCCAAAUCCCCACUAGAAGCCGUUCGCCAGGCUGCUCCCAUGUUUUCUUCCAUGCAAAGUCAGGGAGGAGGAGACAAUGUUGGUGUGAAGUCAUUGCGUGCUUUGGCAAUCCUUGGGGCAGGAUUGUCUGGUUGCGUUGGUUUUGCCAGCAUAGUUUCUGCUGAUGAGGCUGAGCAUGGUUUAGAAUGUCCAAGCUAUCCAUGGCCUCAUAAGGGGAUGCUGAGCUCUUAUGAUCAUGCAUCAAUUCGGCGUGGGCAGCAGGUCUAUCAGCAAGUUUGUGCAUCUUGUCAUAGUAUGUCCUUAGUCACCUAUCGUGAUCUUAUUGGAGUUGCCUACACUGAAGAAGAAGCAAAGACAUUAGCAGCAGAGAUAGAAGUAGUGGAUGGGCCAAAUGAUGAAGGUGAAAUGUUUACACGACCUGGAAAAAUAAGUGAUCGUUUUCCCACGCCAUAUCCUAAUGAGCAAGCAGCACGAUUUGCUAAUGGAGGGGCUUAUCCUCCAGAUCUCAGCUUGAUCACAAAGGCACGCCACAAUGGUCAAAAUUAUGUCUUUGCUCUGCUUACUGGAUACCGAGAUCCCCCAGCCGGAGUUUCGAUCCGAGAGGGAUUGCACUACAAUCCCUAUUUCACUGGUGGUGCAAUAGCCAUGCCCAAGAUGCUCAAUGACGGAGCAGUUGAAUAUGAAGAUGGGACACCUGCAACAGAAUCUCAGAUGGGUAAAGAUGUAGUCACAUUCUUGUCUUGGGCAGCUGAGCCUGAGAUGGAGGAACGGAAACUGAUGGGAGUCAAAUGGAUAUUUAUUUUCUCACUUGCUCUUCUUCAAGCUGGUUUCUACAGGCGAUGGAAGUGGUCCCCUUUGAAGUCACGAAAAUUAGUCUUGGAUGUUGUGAACUAAUAAUUAGUUUUUCUUUUGACAUAUUGCUUAGCAGUAUUAGGAGGUAUAAUGAAUUUUUCUUCCUCCUGUGCAAAAUAUUGAGUUACAACAAAUUGAACAUGUUGAUUGGGUUAUUAAUAAGUGCACUUAUGACAUAAUAACCGGGAUGGAGUAUAUCAAGGUUAUCUGUUUUCAGCACUCAAUUUUUUUGUCAUUGUUCACUCAUACCUUUAAUCAGAUUUGGUCCCUGCGUAGAGAGCAUGCAUAGACACGGGCAGAAGAUGAUUUAUGUGGAAAUUUAUGACUGAUAUUUUGUAUUCUUUUAAGGAAAUUGCAAGCUCUCAUACAUUGAUCGUGCUUCGAAGGUAGAUUCUCAAAUUAUGUGGAAAUUUGUUAUCUACAAAUGUCAAUGCUAAUAGGAAUAAGGGAAGAAAGUUGAUUUUUACUUUCAA